This is a messenger RNA of Drosophila sulfurigaster albostrigata, 1009 nucleotides long. RefSeq lists its product as uncharacterized. The record is from RefSeq and is a predicted model, not a curated record. Lineage: Eukaryota; Metazoa; Arthropoda; Insecta; Diptera; Drosophilidae.
ACACUGCAUGUUGUUUUUAGUUUGCCGCUCGCAUGGAGAGAGAACGUUUUGUUCGUGAAUUUGGGUUUAUUUAUUUAACAAUGAGUUUAUCAAGCAUUAAGCAAAAAGAAUUAAAAGGAAAGAAAAAGUCACUACCUAAGCUGCGCACCAUACUGGCCAAUCCAUACAAGCAACACAGUCCAGUGCUGCCAGAAAAUGAAGUGCUUACGUUUCGGAAAAUAAUGAAAAAUGCAAUAAGCAGCAUCCAAGGUCCAUCAAAUGCAUUCGCCACAAAAACUCACAUUCAUCUGGGACUCGAAAGUUCGUUACGCGCCAUAAACGGAGCACGUUUUUCUUGCGUCUUCAUUUCACUCAGCAUCCGACCAUCGCAUCUGCUACGUUUAAUCGCCACGAGCGCAGUAGUUAAGGUGCCAACGGCGCCUAUUUAUGCACAACCCAAACUAGAAGAUCUGACAGAAGAACUCUUUGGCAUACGUUCACUUAUUCUAGUGCUGCCUUUGGAUUUGGAUGACAUUAGCUUGGAGCUAAGCAAAUGGGUGAAUGCUCAUAAAAAGUCUCCUGCCCCGCCACGAAAGAUUUUCCCAAUUGCAAGGAAAACAAAACCUCAAGUAAAAGUGGCAGAAACUAUUGAAGUUGAGCCACAAAUUGCGGCGCCUUUAAAAAUAGAAAAAGAGUGGAGCGGUGAUUACAUCUCCUGUAUGGAUGGCGGUGCUUUGAAGCUGCAUCUAGUCGAUGCACAAGUAGAAGCACAACAGCUGGACAAAGCACUCAGUAAUAUUGCCAUGAAAACUCAGCUCAUAAAAGUCGAAGAACCUAUUCCAAAUUCAUCCAAAAAAAAGAAACCAUCGAAGAAAUCGGAACCCAUGCAGUUGGAUGAAACAGAUGAUGAUGAGUUUCUCCCAGCAAGUGAAUUGGGUGUUUAUCGCCCAGUGACAGUCCAUCAGAUUCGUCCAAAUCCUGACAAGAAACCAAAAAAGAAGCGAAACAAAAAAAAGCAAAACAAAUAAUU